CUAUGUGUGCAAUAAUACUUCCGGUUUACGAUACAUGGGCAAUGCCUGUCUUCUUUGUCGAUUUUAUAAACCAUUUAGGGAAACAUUACACAAUUAUACAGUUUUGGACUAUCUAUUAAGCUGCAGCGGGUUCGCUGUAAGUGAAGCCAAACAUGGAUAUCCCCAAUUCCCCCGAAGAUCAAGAACUGAAGAAUGUAAUAGACAAGCUGGCCCAGUUUGUCGCUCGUAAUGGGCCAGAGUUUGAGAAGAUGACAAUGGAGAAACAGAAGGACAACCCCAAGUUCUCCUUCCUCUUUGGGGGAGACUACUUCAGCUACUACAAGUGCAAGCUUGCAAUCGAGCAUCAGCAGCAUCCCUCUGCCCACGAUGGGGAGGAAUAUACAUCUGAAGGUAUUUAUUUGGAACCAGAUGUGCCAGACAAAUUCAGAGUUCUAUUCGAGAUGUACCAAGGCUCCAAAGACGUGGUUGAUAUCCUUCCUCCACCAAUGGCAAUGAUUGCCCCGCUUCCGAAUCCUCCACCUGCUGCACCUUCAAUGGAGGACCUAAUCCAACAGAGCCAAUGGAAUCUGCAGCAGCAGGAGCAGCAUAUGCACACACUCAGACAGGAACAAGUGACUGCAGCCAUUGCUCUGGCUAUGGAGCAGCAGACCCAGAAACUGCUGCUUGAAACCCAGUUGGACAUCACAGAGUUUGACAACCUGCUGCAGCCCAUCAUAGACACCUGCACCAAAGACGCCAUCUCUGGUGGUAAAAACUGGAUGUUCAACAACGCCAAGACUCCGCAGCACUGUGAACUGAUGACAUCACAUCUCCGCAACCGCAUCACUGCCGAUGGAGCGCAUUUUGAGCUCUGCCUGCAUCUCAUCUAUUUAACCAAUGACGUUCUCCAUCACUGCCAGCGGAAGCAGCAGAAGGAUUUGUUGGCAGCGCUGCAGAAAGUCGUGGUUCCCAUCUACUGCACCAGCUUUCUGGCUGUAGAGGAAGACAAGCAGCAGAAGAUCACCAGGUUGUUGCAGCUGUGGGAAAAGAACGGGUACUUUAACGAUGAGACCAUCCAGAUGCUCCAGAAUCCUACACUGGGCCUCGGCCAGUACCAAGCGUCUCUGAUCACAGAGUAUGCUGCGGUGGUGCAGCCGAUCCAGCUGGCCUUCCAACAGCAGAUCCAGGCUUUAAAGGCCCAACAUGAAGAGUUUGUUUCCAGCCUAAAGCAGCAGCCACAGCCCUCGUCUGUAGCACAGCUAGGAACCCCCGCUGAGCCUGAAAAGACCCUGCCUAUGACCACAAAAGCUGGGGAUGUGAAGCCGCCCAUUUCGGGUCCUCCACAAGGGGACUUUGAUGGGGCUCCAUCCAGGCCACAGGACCCCAGCAACCCAAGUGGACCCUCAGAUAUCUCCUCGAACAAGGCUGGGUGGUAUGAUCCCCAACACAUGGGCCCCUGGAACCCCAACCAGCCGCCUCCUUUCGACCCAAACCAGCCCCCCCCUCCCUGCCCGCCCUGGAACAGCCACGAGGGGAUGUGGAACGAGCAAAGGAACCAAGAAAACUGGAGCGGAGGUCCUCCCAGAGAAGGAGGCCCCUGGAGCGGGCCAGGUGGGUCUGACCAAGGCCCUCCAUCUUGGAACUCAUAUGACCAGCAGCCACCAUGGGGGAACCAGCCUGACCAGCCUCCAUGGGGCCAAAGGGAGCCCCCUUUUCCUCCACGCAUGCAGCGACCUCCUCAUUUCAGAGGGCCUUUCCCUCCACACCAGCAACCACCUCCUUUCAACCAGCCCCCACCUCCACACAGUUUCGGACGCUUUCCGCCGCGCUUCAUGCAGGACGACUUUCCCCCCAGACACCACUAUGACAGGCCGCCGUACACCCCCCACCGCUUUGACUACGCUCAGGGAGAAUUUCCCGGAGAGAUGCCAGGUCCUCCUCCCCACCACCAUCAAAAUCAGAGGCUCCCUCCACCAGGCAUGGGGCCAGAACAUCCUCCCUGGGGUGGAAGCCAGCACCAGGACUUUGGCCCACCCCCACACGGCUUCAACGGCCAUUCCCCACACGUACGUCAUCGGCAACAUCCAGUGCAGGACGACCCCAGUCUGGUGCCUAACGUCCCCUACUUUGACCUGCCUGCUGGUCUCAUGGCUCCUCUCGUCAAACUUGAGGACUCUGAUUAUAAACCCCUGGAUCCUAAAGACAUCCGGCUGCCCCCUCCCAUGCCACCUAGCGAUCGCCUGCUUGCUGCUGUGGAAGCUUUCUACAGCCCUCCAUCCCAUGAUCGGCCACGGAACAGUGAAGGCUGGGAGCAGAAUGGCUUGUACGAGUUCUUCAGGGCCAAGAUGAGAGCCAAGAGGAAAAAGGGACACGAGAAACGCAACAGUGUUCAGGGAGAUAGCCGCUCCAGGAGUCCGUCCCACAGCAGAGGCAGAUCUUCAUCGCGCUCCAGCUCCCGCUCCUCUAAGUCGUCCAGAUCAGGUCCCCGCUCGUCUGGGUCCCACUCUCAGAGCCGCUCCCGCUCCUACUCACGCUCCAGGUCCAGGAGCAGAUCCAGGUCAUCCCGUAGUCGCUCUCGCUCCAGAUCCAGAUCCCGUUCACAUUCACCCUCCAAGACACGCCAUGGCCCCAAAACCCAGAGCGAUUCCCCUCCCUCCACAUCAGUGGUGGCAGGCGCUCCCUCCAAACUGCCUGCAGAUAGCAGGCUAGGGGAAGAGAACAAGGGCCAUCAGCUGCUGAUGAAGAUGGGCUGGAGUGGUUCAGGUGGAUUGGGGGCCAAAGAGCAGGGCAUCCAGGACCCCAUCAAAGGAGGAGACAUCAGGGAUAAGUGGGACCAGUAUAAAGGUGUCGGGGUGUCACUGGACGACCCUUACGAGAACUAUCGCAGGAACAAGAGCUACAACUUUGUUGCGCGAAUGAAGGCGCGAGAAGAAGUCAAUCGGGAAACUCCGGAGGCCCCUCCAACAGAAUGAUUUCAUCAAACAUCGUCAGACAUCUCCUCAUCUUCCUCGUUACACCUCCACCAAGGAUCUAAUGUUUCACUGCAGUUUUCAAUCCAGAGACAGCAGUCUGGCUCCCUCCUCAGAGGGACGAUACAAAGUGCCACCACACUUAGGAAGCCUGAAAAGCCGUUUGGUUCACAGUAAAAAGCGUGGGUUAAUUUGAAUUACAGUCGAUUAAAAAAUAUGGUUUGUAGCACUCACUCUUUCACUCCCAAUGUUUCAGACAAUGUUGUGAAAUGUUUUAUGAUCAGUGUUUUAGCAGUCUCUAAAAGGAGCAACAGACCUCCUUCAUUUUGUAAUAACAACUGCUCAGGCAGUCUCAGUGGGAUAGCUUCAGAAAAACAUAGGACACAUGGUUAAACCUUGAUAAUAUAAGCAAUAUUAGUAUUAAGGCAGUGAUUUUCAAAGUGUCAACUGUUAAUGAAAUAAAUAUUCCAAAUAAUUUGUAUUUGGAUUCUAUUGUUUUCAUUCCUUUCCCUGAAUUUUCUUUUGCGUCAGUUAACUCACAUUUAGAAUAUAAAACAAAUACAAUAAAUGCUUUGUAUUAUUUGAAUACAAUUUUGAAAAUAACAGCUCUUUUAGACAUAAUUCCCGACUGAUUAUCCACAGAUCCACCAAAAGUGCUCACUGUGGGUGGGGUCAGAAUUCUCACUGCUAGAUACCUCAAAACUUCUUUAAAAUAAAAUGUAUAAAAGUAAAUAUAACUAGCGCGAAAUAAAAACUAUGGUGACUUUUCAA
Messenger RNA from Gymnodraco acuticeps, 3719 nucleotides. It is a transcript of the gene cherp, whose product is annotated as calcium homeostasis endoplasmic reticulum protein. Gene Ontology annotation, molecular function: RNA binding. Gene Ontology annotation, biological process: intracellular calcium ion homeostasis; RNA processing. NCBI's taxonomy places the organism in Eukaryota, Metazoa, Chordata, Actinopteri, Perciformes, Bathydraconidae. The record is from RefSeq and is a predicted model, not a curated record. Gene Ontology annotation, cellular component: perinuclear region of cytoplasm.